GGCCUAGGAUAGAUAUCCUGGCUUGUUGAGGGAAUCUUCAGAAGGAGGACAUCGGCCAUGUGGUCCCUCUGGAGUCUUCUUCUCUGUGAAGCGUUCCUCCCCACUGUGGUUAUCAGUGUCCAGGUGCUAAGCAAGGUGAGGGACUCCGUGCUGCUGGCCGCAGAGUGUCCUUCAGGCUUCCAGGUUCGGGAGGCCAUCUGGCGAUCCCUCUGGCCAUCGGAGGAGCUCCUGGCCACGUGUUUCCGGGGCUCCUUGGAGACUCUGUAUCACUCCCGUUUUCUGGGCCGAGUUCAGCUACAUGACAACCUCAGCCUGGAGCUUGGGCCCCUGGAAACUGGAGACAGCGGCAACUUCUCUGUGCUGAUGGUGGAUACAGGGGGUCAAACCUGGACCCAGACCCUGCACCUCAAGGUCUAUGACACAGUGCCCAAGCCCGAGGUUCAAGUGUUCACCGCCGCAACAGGGGAAGCUCAACCCCUCAAUACCUGCCAGGUCUUCUUGUCCUGCUGGACCCCCAACACCAGUGACAUAACCUACAGCUGGCGGCGGGAGGGCCCGAUGGACUUUGACCGUGAACCGCACAGCCUUUUCUCAAGUGGACAGGUGUUAAGUGUCUCCCUGGGACUGGGAGACAAGGAUGUGGCCUAUACCUGCAUUGCCUCCAACCCUGUCAGCUGGGAUAUGGUCACAGUCACUCCCUGGGAGAGCUGCCAUCAUGAGGCAGCCUCCGGGAAAACCUCCUACAAGGAUGUGUUACUGGUUGUAGUGCCGAUCUCACUGUUCCUGAUUCUGGCUGGUCUCCUUGGCGCGUGGCACCGUGGCCCCUGCUCAGGUAGGAGGAAGAAGAAGGAUGCUUGCACUGACAGAGUGGUUCCAGAGACAGAAAAUCCCCCUGUAUAGGGUAUCAUGAGGGACAGCAUAAACUGGUACUUGUGUCAUGAUGAGACACCCUGCCCAGCCACAUGAUGCUCCACACUGGGAAACUUCCAGGGUCUUCAUAACUUCCUCAAGUCUCCAGUCUGCCUCUACUGAACGAACAGCCAAGGAACAUCCUGGAACACCAUCAUGCAGGCCUGAACUUCCUCCUUCCCCUUGGCACAUGUUCCAUGUCCGGGCAAGGUGGACUAAUAGCAUGCUUCCUUAAGAACACUGGACAUUCUCUAGGAUCCACAGGGACAUUGCUUACCCAAAGCAUUUGUUCUUCUGCCAUUGUACAUAAGGUACUAUCCAACUACCAAGGGACUGUCUUCAGGCCAAGUCCUGGGCCCUAAGAGCUAUCAGAUGUUUGAACUAACAGGGAAAUUAAGCUAACCACUGCCAAC
Psammomys obesus (fat sand rat) is the source of this 1322-nucleotide messenger RNA. It is a transcript of the gene Slamf8, whose product is annotated as SLAM family member 8. Gene Ontology annotation, biological process: regulation of B cell differentiation; leukocyte chemotaxis involved in inflammatory response. Gene Ontology annotation, molecular function: signaling receptor activity. The coding region runs from base 58 to 900 and encodes 280 amino acids. The record is from RefSeq and is a predicted model, not a curated record. The transcript has 5 exons. Lineage: Eukaryota; Metazoa; Chordata; Mammalia; Rodentia; Muridae.